This is a messenger RNA of Gongylonema pulchrum, 348 nucleotides long. NCBI's taxonomy places the organism in Eukaryota, Metazoa, Nematoda, Chromadorea, Rhabditida, Gongylonematidae. The record is from the annotation of a GenBank genome assembly.
CUGUUCGUCCGUUACAACAGCACAUCUUUUGACUGGUUAUUCAUCUGUGAGCCGGACACAGCUGUCAAUGUCAGCGCAUUGGUUUCAUUCCUCAGUUCGAUUGAUCCCACUGCAAAUCAUGCAAUUGGCCGGGCUUUGGUUGAUGAAACACUGACAAUAAUACAUCACUUCUUUGUAAAUGACGGCGAGGAGCAGUUUCUUUAUGCUGAUUUUGCGGCAGGGCUGGUGCUCUCCUGGAGCAUUUUUGCAGGCGCGAAUAUUCCCGAAAAGAGUGGAUUUGCGAUUGAUGCUAAGCACGAGCGUUCGCGUGAUUCCGACUCAGCUGCACGCUUGAAAGCUUUUCUUUAG